UCCCUAGGUGUCGGAGUACCGAAGCCCACCCCUUUUCUCAUCAUGUCGAAGCGUGGGCGCGCCGGUGCCCAGGGCAACAAGUACCGCAUGACCCUCGGUCUGCCCGUGGCCGCGGUCAUGAACUGCUGCGACAACAGCGGGGCCAAGAACCUGUACAUCAUCUCGGUGUGCGGCAUCAAGGGUCGCCUGAACCGCCUGCCCUCCGCCGGUGUCGGUGACAUGGUGAUGGCCACUGUCCGCAAGGGAAAGCCGGAGCUCAGGAAGAAGGUGAUGCCCGCCGUUGUGGUGAGGCAGCGCAAGGCCUGGAGGCGGAAGGACGGUGUGUUCAUCUACUUCGAGGACAACGGCGGCGUGAUUGUCAACAACAAGGGCGAGAUGAAGGGUUCCGCGAUCAACGGCCCCGUUGCUAAGGAGUGCGCCGACCUGUGGCCCCGUAUCGCCAGCAACGCUGGGUCCAUCGUCUAAGAGCAUAAAUGACGCUCGCAAGAACGCCCACAUGUGUCGUCGACAAAAUGACACCGGCGCGACACACCUCGAUGAAACUGUUUUUACUCCGCUCGCCUGUCUACUGGGUUGAAGUGCAGACAUUGUCCGCGGCUUUGUGUGGAGAGCGUGUUGAGUUCCGUUGAGAAGCGCAGAUGAGAGAGGGCGAGAAAAGGGGGGGGAGCUGCAAUUCUGAAUUUCACAAGGGUUCAGACA
Ectocarpus siliculosus is the source of this 699-nucleotide messenger RNA. The record is from the annotation of a GenBank genome assembly. NCBI's taxonomy places the organism in Eukaryota, Phaeophyceae, Ectocarpales, Ectocarpaceae.